UCAUUAAAAAAAUGUCGACUUCGGAGGUGACUUCCCUUCCCACAGAAUUACCUCCUUGCGCCGUAGGAUUCACCUGGGUCGUUUUAAUGAAUGCCUGCCUGCCGGAUAUGGCACGCACUAGAAGGAGUAAAUGCAAGCAUGGCUACUACUACCACGAGAGAUUCCAAAAGUGCAUGCGUCGAAGGUACGACAAGGAGCAGCAGCCCGGUGUCAUAAGAAAAUGGAUGACUCGUACGCCAAAACCAAUGAGAGUGACGAGAAAACCUCGGAUUAGUACCGCAGCUCCCUACGAUGGCACUUGGGUCGGCUACAAUGCUGGAUACGGAAAGGAUGUGCCUUGGGGUUCAGCCAAAUAAUAAGUAGUUGGGCUUCUAAAUGUAUAUAAAUAAAGUGUCAAAGGUAUCUAUUUAUGGGAUUCAAAUAAAAGAAAAUAUAAUAUUUU
Drosophila takahashii is the source of this 442-nucleotide messenger RNA. RefSeq lists its product as uncharacterized. Lineage: Eukaryota; Metazoa; Arthropoda; Insecta; Diptera; Drosophilidae. The record is from RefSeq and is a predicted model, not a curated record.